CCUGCCCUUGCAUGAUGGCGGAUGAACGUUUUUACAGGACAGACCACCACACACACCCUGCGAGAAGGGAAACGGUGCCCAGAGAGGCGUGUUGUGUGUAUCCCGCUUGAAGUGAAGCACCCGGAGACGUUCCGGAAGAACACAAGGUUGCGGGCAAAUUCAUUGAGAGAAUUUUGAAAUCCAAAUGUUCCUUCACUGCCGACAGCGCCGUCACCCCAAGGUUUAAGGAGGAGGUUUCGAGGGAUCCAGCGACACAACCCGAAUGAGCCGCAUCAUUUUGGGAGGGAACGACACACGGUCUCACUCUGUCUCUCUCGCCGGCUCUCUGGGAAGACGGUGGAAUUGGAGUUCUGACCGGACCCCAGACCCCUCAGGCUGCGUUGUGGAGAGCUGGCCCAGUAGUGGCUGAAGUGUGAUCGUGGUGGUGGGGGCCCAGUAGUGGCUGAAGUGUGAUCGUGGUGGUGGGGGCCCAGUAGUGGCUGAAGUGUGAUCGUGGUGGGGGGCCCAGUAGUGGCUGAAGUGUGAUCGUGGUGGGGGGGCCAUGAGUGCGCAGGAGGUGCCCAACCCCGGCCUGGACCAGGGGGAGGCGACCAGCGCGCAGGACACGCCCAUCCCUUCGCCGUCCCCGUCCGCCAUCAAGACCGAGCCCGUCACCACCCCCGCGACCCCCACCCCCACCCCCACGCCCGUGCCCACGGCCGCACCCACCUCCGCGCCCACCACCCCCACACCCGCCAGCAACGGCAAGGCCAGCGAGGGCGGCCCGCCGGCCGAGAUCUGCGUGGUCAUCGGGGGCUCGCGCAGCUCCCAGGCUCAGGGAUCCUAUGUGUGUGGAAUUUGUGGGAAAAAGUACAAGUACUACAACUGCUUUCAAACUCAUGUUCGCGCACACAGAGAGUCGGACGGUGUCUCAGGAGAGGCUGCCUCCCCGUCCGUAAACAACUCAUUCCGCUACACAUGUGAUGUCUGUGGGAAAAAGUACAAGUACUACAGCUGUUUCCAGGAGCACCGGGACCUGCAUGCAGUAGAUGACCCGUACGACCAUGUGAUCCCCGUGGAGGAGGCCAAGGAGGAAGCGGAGGGAUACCAGAAGAUAGGACCCAAAACAGGAAGUUACACCUGUGAGUUCUGUGGGAAGCAGUACAAGUACUUCAACCCUUACCAGGAGCAUGUGGCCCUGCACACGCCCCUAGGUAGGUGGGCCAAUCCACCGCCUGUGACAAAAUGGCCACCUCACAUUGGUCAUUCCUUUGACAUGCAGUCAACUCGUUCACAACAGAAAAAGAAUGUCAACAAAUACACCUCAAACCGCUCUGAUCGGGGGCCUUCAGAAAAUUCCUUCGUUCUCAAAAUGGAGGGAAAAAUGCCUCCCUCGGUGGUGGAUGGCAACUCCCAGAACUCCAGCGGUGCUGGCAGUCCACUGAUGACCGGGUCCUUUGGCACAACUCCGAAACCGUACACAUGUGGAGCCUGUGGGAUCCAGUUCCAGUUCUACAACAACCUGAUGGAGCACAUGCAGUCCCAUGCCGCGGACAAUGAGAACCACUCUAAGGUGGAGUCCAAGAGCGUUGCUGCAGUGUCUCAGGACCAGGUGUGGAAAUCCCCUCCGCCAGCUCAGCGCAACCACACCACCUAUCAGGAGAACCGUCUGCUCCCGGAUAAGGAGCGUCAGCAGGUGUCCGAGCGUCUGCUGCGGCUGAUGUGCGCCGACCUGGGCCUACUGAGCGCGCUCAACAGCAAGGACUUCCUGAAGCUGGCGCAGACGCUGGUGGACACGGGCUCCCGGCACGGCGCCUACAACCUGCGCGAGGCGCUCGGCUCGGACCUCAGCAUGCUGGCGCUGCGGCAGCUGCCGCGCAUGUACAACCAGGUGAAGGUGAAGGUGACGUGCGCGCUGGGCUCGAGCGCGUCCCACGGCAUCGCCGUCACGUGCCACUCUAUGGCGCAGGGCCCCGACGCGUGCUACGUGCUGACGGCGUACCAGGUGGAGGGCUCGCGCCCGCGGCGCUACGUGCUGGGCAUCAAGGAGGCGGGGCUGAAGGACGGCCCCGAGCAGGUGCACCACUGGGCGCAGAACGUGCUGUCCGAGUUCGUCAUGUCCGAGAUGCGCACCGUCUACGUGAGCGAGGGCCGCGUCUGGGCACAGGCCCAGGCCUUCUGCGCCCGCGGAGGAGGAGGAGGAGGAGGAGGAGGAGGGGGAGGAGGAGGAGGUGGUGGGGGAGGGGUCAGCUUGCGCUGCGCCGGCUGCUCAUUGGGCGCCGUGGUCCAGGCCGUGCUGGGGAGGCGGAGCUUACAGGCACGCGGGCUCCACGAACUGGGCGAGCUGCUGACCACCUGCAAGGACAUCGCCAGCACCACCAACUUCCUGGGGGGGGAGGGCAAGCCGGGCGAGGACCCCCCCCCUACCCCCCCCUGCUGGGACAGCUCGGCGGAGGCUCUGCUGAAGGUGCACGAGCACUUCGAGGUCGUCUGCGAGGCGUACGGCCGCUCCAAGUGGACGGCGCCGCUGCUGCAGGGGCUCAACAGGCACAUGCUGGGCACGCUGGCAUCCAUGUUGGCACCACUACGCCAGGCUGCGCUGGAGCUGGGCUCCGAGCGACGACCCACGCUGCAGCAGGUGCUGCCCGUCUACCUGCGCCUGGAGAAGCUCUUCACCGCCAAGGCGGGCGAGGCGGGCGCGGGCGGCAGCAAGCUGUGCCACUACUUCCUGGAGGCGCUGAAGGAGCAGUUCAAGGUGGAGCGCGCGCACCAGGUGGCCAUGGUGCUGGACCCGCAGCUCAAGCUGCGCCCCGCGCUCGCCUACCAGCACGACGACAUCGUGGCACGCGUCUGCGAGAUGGCCCUGGGCAUGAAGGAGUCCGGCGGGGGAGGAGGAGGAGGAGGAGGAGGUGAGGAGCGGGACUGUGACGGGUCUCCUCUGGCUAAGCGCGGUCGCCCGGGCGACGGGUCGGGGGCGGGGCCGGAGGGUGCGGAGGAGGCGCAGGUGAGGAAGGAGCUGUUCCAGUACCUGGCCGAGCCGCUGUUCCACGCCACGCCCGACCUCUUCCAGUACUGGCACUCGGCCGCCGACAAGUUCCCGCGCCUGGCGCGUCUGGCCCUGUGGCUGCUGGCGGUGCCCGCCGUGGGGGUGCGCCAAGAGUGCGUCAGCAUGUGCCAGCAGAGCCUGGCGCUCAAGCGGAGGAAGCAGGUGACGGCCGAGGAGAUGAACAAGCUGGUGUUCCUCAAGGCCAACACGCCCUGAACCGGAGGCACCCACCGCACCACGCAACACCACGCAACACCACACAACACCACGCAACACCACGCAACACCACGCAACACCACACCUCCUCAAGACCAACACGCCCUGAACCGGAGGCACCCACCGCACCACGCAACACCACACCACGCAACACCACGCAACACCACGCAACACCACGCAACACCACGCAACACCACACCUCCUCAAGACCAACACGCCCUGAACCGGAGGCACCCACCGCACCACCACGCAACACCACGCAACACCACGCAACACCACACCUCCUCAAGGCCAACACGCCCUGAACCGGAGGCACCCACCGCACCACCACGCAACACCACGCAACACCACACCACACCACACCCCACCACGCAACACCACACCUCCUCAAAGCCAACACGCCCUGAACCGGAGGCACCCACCGCACCACGCAACACCACACCACGCAACACCACACCACGCCACAACACACCGCACCGCACCACGCAACACCACACCUCCCUGAACCGGAGGCACCCACCGCACCCUGAACCUGAACCAUGGCAUGGCACAACAUCUCCUCCUCAACUCUCUCUCUCUCUUUUUCUCUCUCUCUCUCUCCUCCUUUGUCUCUUUUUCUCUCUCUUCUCUCUCACCCUGUCUCUUUCCCACCCUCCUCCUUACUUCUCUCUCUCUCUCUCUCUCUCUCCCUCUCUCUCUCUCUCCAUCACAACCUCAGUCUUUCGGAUCACGACUGUUCCAGUGCCCAACGGGUGGCCACUGAGGGGUCUAGACUCAAGUGCAAGUAGCCGAGAGGCCUCUCUCUCUCUCUCUCUCUCUCUCUCUCUCUCUCUGGUCAGCCCAGGGCCCCCACUGACCACAAACUCUAUUUUCCUAAAGACUCGUCUACAGGGACUCCCUCAGCAGACAUGCUCACCCAUGGUACUGUACAUGACCUAAGUCACUUUUGACAGAUGGGGAAAAAGGCUUUUGAAAACUCUCUUUUUUUUGGUUCCCUUAGAGUAUCACAAUCUCUUAUUAUCUUUUGACCAGCCUUUUGAAUCCUCUGUUUAAAUUUGAAAUGAUUUGUGUACUAUUAUGAGCAGAACCUGCGCUGGGCUCGUUGUUUCGUGUUUCUGGCUUUCCCCAGACGUUCUGCAGACGUUCCACAUACGUUCCCCAGACGUUCCGUAGACGUUCCCCAGCCCUUUGGCCUAGGACGCCCCCAACAGAAGCACCAAGCCCUGAGCUCUCCAGGCUGGGCCUCACUAUACGGCCCUUACUGUAGUUUCAGGAGGACGACUUAACUAUACCUCACAGCUUUAACUUGUCUCUGGUCCAAGUUGUAGUAACAAUCUUUGAGUUUGUAAUCUUGUAAAUACACUUAUGGACGUAGAUGAGUUGUGUUUUUGUUUUAACAUUUAAAAAGAAACAAAAAAGAAAAACAAAGCCAAGUUGUAUAUCUGGCAGAGCCGGCGGGAUACUGAGGGGUUUUGGCUAUUAUUUAGCACCAACUGAAACCACGAGGGAUAUUGAGGGGUUUUGGCUAUUAUUUAGCACCAACUGAAACCACGAGGGAUAUUGAGGGGUUUUGGCUAUUAUUUAGCACCAACUGAAACCACGAGGGAUACUGAGGGGUUUUGGCUAUUAUUUAGCACCAACUGAAACCACGAGGGAUAUUGAGGGGUUUUGGCUAUUAUUUAGCACCAACUAAAACCACGAGGCAAAGCAGGACAUGGUGGGGGAAAGAGAUCAGGAACUAUACAUAAAUGUCGCAUGAUAUUUAUUUACAUGAAUAUAUCUGUAUCUGUACGUAGGCUAUGAGUCAUAUUUCUUAUAUCUCCGAGCACGCAAGAGAGCUCAAGCAGUUGCUCCAGCGGCGACUCCACACUGAAGUCCCUGGUCUCGGCACUGUGGACAACAGAAUGUGUAGCUCUCGUGGGAAAUGGCUCAGUUUUCUGUUGUCAAAAUGGGUUUAGCUGCGUUUGGUGCUAGCAACGUAUCAGGCGGCCCAUGAUGUGGUCCACGGCCUGGAUACGAGGGGCCAUCCUCCUCUGCAGAAGUGCCCCCAUUAGCUCGUGUCCUGUAGCCAGUGGACGUCCGUUAGAGGGCCACUCUGAGAGGUGUACUCUAGAUGGGGUUGAGAUCAGCUACUGUAGAGAGGUAGUCUUCUCUCCCGAUGGAAGAUAUUUGAGUCCAACAGUCAAUCAACACAAUCCCUAGGGCUAGGUAGAGGGGGAGAAGGGAAGGAGAGCCAAUGUGCUGAGGUGCGUUCAAGUUCGCAAACAGUAUUCCGUUAGCCUUGAGUUUUUGCCGAACGUUUGCUAACAAUCGCAAAAAGUCUGAGGAGGUGGUGCGCCACGUGAGUUUGAUGAACGCAACAAUGCAAUCACUGUUAGAAUGGAAUGUUAACACCAAAUCGUUCAAAUGUAACUGUUCAAAGAAAACAUCUUCAUCACGAACGUUCGCGGCUGUUUGCCAGAUUUGAACGCACCUCUGAAGUCCCCCUCUGGGCUGUGGAUUCCACCGUUAGCUCUGCAUACUCUGUCCGUCUAAGCGCUCAGUGGGUCAUAUGCCUUCAUGUCAUUUCUCUGCCUUUUGGAUACGGCCUCCUGAGCAGGACAGUGCGGUCAGUGCGAUAGGUAAACUGAGAGACAUCAACUGGUCAGGGUGCCUGUUAGCCAAUCAGAGUCCUGCUGAGGUCACAAACGUCUGUUAUGUCUGUCUAACUCUGCAUACUCACUCUGUGUGUGUGUGUGUGUUUGUUUGUGUGUGUGUGUGUGUGUGGGUGGGUGGUUGGUUUGGUGUGGGUGUUACAACUCACCAGUUCUGUCAUUUCGCCAUGCUGUUUUUAGCUACAUAGCAACUUGAAGGUUUCAGAGGGGACGGGUUCAAUCCACUGUAGUUCAGCUUGUUUUAGUUCUUGCCCUCACCUCACAGUUCUUAAGUGUGUGCGGGUGUGUGUGUGUGUGUGUGUGUGUGUGUGUGUGUGUGUGUGUGUGUGUGUGUGUGUGUGUGUGUGUGUGUGUGUGUGUGUGUGUGUGUGUGUGUGUGUGUGUGUGUGUGUGUGUGUGUGUGUGUGUGUUGCCAUCGUUGAGCAAAAAACAAAGUCUUCCUUGUCCAACAAGUUUUGAUCUGCCUCUUGAUUGACAAAAUGUCACUGCUUAGAAUUGCAUUGUGAUUACGAUCUAUUUAUUUGAAAUGUCUCCAUAUCUGUAUGCUCCUGUGUUGUCUUACUGAGGUGUUGUCUUGAAUAAUGCUGAUAAGAUUUCAUUAUUGCCUUAUAACUUAUUUUUAGGUUCACAUAAAUGCUUUGAAUGCUUCCCUUUGAUUGGCAUGUGUUAAUGGUCCGAACUUGGUCAACUCAAAUGUGGUGUUACCAAAAGUACUCUCGUUUAAUGGACUCAGAAAGAAACUUGAUUAUUGUGAAGUCCGUUCACAAACGAGUAGCCCAAAGAAGAGCUGCAAAUGGCUGGCCUUUCGUCCCCGUGUCCAUGCACUGGAUUGCACUGAUGCUGCCUCUCUGCCCACUCCUCUGUUUUGGGAUGGAUGGUUCCUUUUGAGUGCAGCAAACCCGCCUGCUCAUACGAAGUGUCCAGCUUCACACACACACACACACACACACACCAGUGUGGCGUGUGUGGCAUGGUGCACUAGUUGUUUUCAUCUAUUUAUGCACCAGGAGUGUAACAGGCCUCCGUGGUCCUUUCUUAACUGUGCUUGUCUGUGUUGGGAUCUCAUCAGCCUUACCCUACUUUCAAAUGUACCCCUCUUUAUCAAAGAGUUAUUGUUGUGCAGCUUUCACAUAUUACUCUUUUUUUUUUCAUAGUAAACACAGAAAUGUUUGCGUUUGAAUAAGGGUUCAAGUGAUUUAGCACGAUAUGACCUACUUACAGCAUAAAAGGACCUGCCCGCCUCUCUGCACAGCUGACUUGAAGUUCCAUUUCUUCUUUUUUCCCUUUAGUUUUGCCUUUGCCGUCAUGUCAACAAUGCUUUUGAUAUUACAGUGGAUGGAAAGUCUCUGAAUGCUCACAUGAAUCCAAGUGAAAAGGCGCAGCGAUUGUAGAAAUCAAAACUACAUCAUCCAUCAAAAUAAAAAAAGAUUGCAGUCAAGUAUUAUUUCAGAAUUGGAUGCCAGCAACCACCACAGCUA
Messenger RNA from Sardina pilchardus (European sardine), 7373 nucleotides. It is a transcript of the gene znf618, whose product is annotated as zinc finger protein 618. The record is from RefSeq and is a predicted model, not a curated record. NCBI's taxonomy places the organism in Eukaryota, Metazoa, Chordata, Actinopteri, Clupeiformes, Clupeidae. The coding region runs from base 542 to 3241 and encodes 899 amino acids. The transcript has 16 exons. Gene Ontology annotation, molecular function: protein dimerization activity.